AUUUCCAGCUGAACUGAGCAUGAAGGGGCUGCAUAAACUGACAGCAUCUGUGAUGGCCCUGUUGCUUGCAGCUUCUUUCCUCUCUUCCUCCUGGAGCGCUCCUCAGGAUCAUUUCCAAAGGAGAAACUGGACACCUCAAGCUAUGCUGUAUUUAAAGGGUGCACAGGGACGUCGAUUCAUUUCAGAUGAGAGCCAGCAAAAGGAUCUGUAUGACAGAGUGCAGCUGGAAACACGCAGUCAAAACUCAAAUCCUUUAUCUCUCCCUGAAGAUGCAGCCCUGUUUCUUAGUUCCUUCUGGAAAGCACAAGAAGUUGAAGAAGAAACCAGUGACCACCCUGGAUACUUGACAGACAAUCUAUCAAAUUGGUGA
Tinamus guttatus (white-throated tinamou) is the source of this 370-nucleotide messenger RNA. RefSeq names its product spexin hormone (gene SPX). Gene Ontology annotation, biological process: positive regulation of gastro-intestinal system smooth muscle contraction. The record is from RefSeq and is a predicted model, not a curated record. Gene Ontology annotation, molecular function: neuropeptide hormone activity. Lineage: Eukaryota; Metazoa; Chordata; Aves; Tinamiformes; Tinamidae. Gene Ontology annotation, cellular component: cytoplasm.